This is a messenger RNA of Orbicella faveolata, 919 nucleotides long. Its product is annotated as E3 ubiquitin-protein ligase rnf213-alpha-like. Gene Ontology annotation, molecular function: ubiquitin-protein transferase activity; ATP hydrolysis activity. The record is from RefSeq and is a predicted model, not a curated record. NCBI's taxonomy places the organism in Eukaryota, Metazoa, Cnidaria, Anthozoa, Scleractinia, Merulinidae.
CGGCUACUUGCGACUACUUGCAAUUUAUUUUUUGUAGAUGUUGAUUUGCAAGGAAUCAAAGAAAAGCUGGAAAAAGACCUAGCUUCUUGCCAACUGCGUGACAUUUGCCAUAAACGCGGUCCCAGUGAAGAGCCGAUAGUAAGGUUCUUUGAUCUUUCAACGAAGAACGCGAGAAUGAUGAAAUUGCUUCACCUCGUCCAUCCGAGUCGUCUUUUUCGUGACAUGUGGCAACAAUGCAUUCCGAAAGCAGUCGAGUUUUUCGAAGAUGAAGCUGGAUCAAGUGGGACAUUAACGGUCGACAUAGUGCAAGAGCUUUUGUGGACACCUGCUUAUCGGAGAUGGCGAAGCACGUGGGAAAGAAUCCUUGGUGGAGAAAUCAGUCUUCAAGAAUUGGAUAAACUAUUCGACAGGUUUAGAAACGAUCCCAAAACUUUGGAAAUCGAAAUUGGAGCAGUUGUGGCCUGCUUUUCCAAUGAAGAAGAUAUUGACCUUUCUGUUCGUAAACGAGUUGCUCAAAUCAAACAAUAUCACAAGCUGAGAGAGUUUGAAGGGGCUGCAGCAGCAAUCUUGGAAUUUCAAAAAACCAUGGAUCUUGGAGGAAACUUCGACCUGCUUCAUGACUUUUGCGGCCAGUUGAACGAAGACUUUCUGCGACGCCCGCUCGGUGCUAUCGGUGAUGAUGUUUUUGAGAUCGGAGAAACCCUUGAACGUCUACCGCAACCAAUGAUUGAAUGCCUGAGGACUGUCAGUGAUUGUAAAGAAUACAUCCUCUGGCUUCGAAAGGAAGUGAAAGGUGACUAUUACUUAUUUAAUUAUCUACGCCUUUCCUUCAAUUCCGUAAUAUUCUCACUCACUUUUAAGAUACCUGACCAACCGUCUUACCGGUAACCCGCAUACUUAUUUAUCUGAAAUGUUUAAA